GACCCUUUAUUUUUGGUUUUAGAAGUUUAAAAUUUAAAGACAGAAACGGCACCGUUUUCCAGGAAAAAACCAAAAAACCGAUUGCCUCUUUUGGAACAAUAAAACGGCGCGUACUCAAGCUCCUGAGAACGAAUUCCUCCUCGUUUCUCGGUUCUCAGUUGCUCAAAAUGCUUUAACGGUUGCUUUCCAUCUCCUCCUUAAUUCCUGAUUCGAUUUAGGGUUUUCCGUCUGAGAUCAAAAUGGGAGUUGUAAUCGAAAGCUCAGUUUGGGAACCAAGUGCCUCCGUCUACAUCUUCAUUUUCCUUUCUUGUUUCCUCUCACUUUCUCUCUUUCCUGUCUAUCUCUCCAAAGACGCCCCUACAAAAUCUUCUCCUUUCUCCGACAACCCAACCACCUCCUCUUCUCUCCGCUUCCAACGUUACUUUCUCCUUCUCUAUUCCCUUGCCUCAGUUUUGGAAGGAUUAUGGUCGGUCUACGGAGAGUUUGAGCUGGUUUACUAUGGAAUAAGCAAGGAAGAUACUGUGACGCUUAUGCUUAUUGGAUUUGGAGCUGCUCUUUUUGUUUGUUUCUUAGGUGUUGUCUCUGAUUUAAUGGGUCAAAAGAAAAUUUGUUUGCUGUUUUAUACCUUGCACAUUAUUGUUGGAAUAUGGAAGAGGAUCACAUCAAGUCCUAGCUUUUGGGUAGCAAAUGUAUGUUUGUCUUUGGCAACAUCAAUAUUUUCCUUCAGUUUCGAGACAUGGGUCGUUGUUGAACAUGACAAGGGUCAUAGGCAAGAUAUUUUGAAUGAAACAUUUUGGUUGAUGACUUUUUUUGAGUCUGCAUCUUUGAUUGGAAGUCAGGUGAUUGGCAAUUGGUUGGUGGGUAGUAAUUUGGAGAAAGGGAUUGCAUCUCCUUCUACUGCAGUCAUCUCACUGGCGAUAGUAGGCAUCAUCUAUAUGUCCAGGGAUUAUGAUGGGACUCCACAGUCAGUGACGUUUAAGGAUUAUAAGGUGUCCUUUUGUACAUAUAUUCUUGGUGAUAGAAGGAUAUGGCUACUGGCAUGUGCACAAGCUUGCCUACAUUUUUCCAUUGUAGUUUUCUGGAUUCUUUGGGCACCAACACUGGUGGCUGAUGGUCGAGAAGUGUAUCUAGGGUUGAUAUAUCCAUGUUUGCUGGGGGCAAGGAUGUUAGGAAGCACAGUGUUUCCAUGGCUUAUUAAUGCAUCACUUCGAACUGAGGAUUGCAUAGCGUAUGCAUUUAUCAUACAGGGUUUUCUUUUGUCCAUAAUAGCUUAUGAUUACCAGGAAAUUGGAGUUCUGGUAACACAGUUUUCUUUAUUCCAUGCCUGCAUUGGCCUGAUUCUGCCUUCACUUGCAAGAUUGAGGACAAUGUAUGUGCCAAAUGAGUUGCGUGGAGGAAUGAUAAGCCUUUCUCUAGCUCCGGCAAAUGCAGCAAUUUUGUUUGUUCUGAUGCAGAGAGGCUACUAUAGGACCAUUGAGAAUGCAACAAUCAUAGCAUUUGCUGCACUCGGACUAUUCGUUGCAGCUGGUUGCAUGCAUGUUUUGAAGCGGUGGGGAAAGCAACCAUAUCAAAACUGGCACAAAUUAUGAAUUUUAUUGGCCCAUAUUUGCUGACGUGGAUGAUUUUCUGGAGUCUGUCAUUAGUUACUGAUGGAAGCAAAGGAUUAAACAGAAAAUGAUCCUGGACCUUAAAUUUGCUGCAUAAGCAUAUGAUGGGAGGCAUUCAACAUAUGCAAAAAGGUAAAAAAGAAGAAUCUAACAAAAUCCAAGUUUCAAUGAUUAAUGAAGGUAAGCGAUAAUCGCAUAGGAUUUCUAUUGAGAAACUUCAAGUGCAGAGGUAGUCAGCCAGUAACAAUUGGCCAUUGAAUUUCCACUGCAAGUUGUCUGUUACAAGGGCAAUAUUUCACAAGCAAUUUCGACUCUGCUCCACAAAUUCAGCCGGAAAUAAUAGGACUAAUGGCAAGAUAUCCAUGAAUGAGAAGGUUCAGUUUGAAGGUGGAUUAAUGCAGCAGUGGACCUGACUGAUGAGAAGGUUGAGAUUUGUUUUCAAGGAGUUAGUAUUAAUAGAGUUGCAAAAACUUCAGGCAUGAAAGAUUCAUUGAGAAUCAUCUUUUGUUUGAAACCAAGUUUUAUUUUCCUUUAGUGGGGUUUUAUUUGUCGUAGUUUAAAGGUUGUUUAAAUUCGAAAGACAAGAAGAUCCUGCUUUGUUUUGUCAUUUUGAUUUACGGCUGACAGAUUCUUUUUAUAGAAUUGAGAAUAACAAAGAAAGCGUUCUUUCAUAUGCUGUAUGUAGAUCAACAGGCAAGGCAUUGGAGUCGUCCAAGUUGACUGCCGUGUCUUGGUCACUGGAAAGCAUCAGAAGGUUAUGCAUCUGUUAUUAUUUAGAUCGCCAGUAUUUAUCAAGUGGAAUUGGACAAAAGUAGAUUUUGCAGACAAGACAUCAUA
Durio zibethinus is the source of this 2444-nucleotide messenger RNA. RefSeq lists its product as uncharacterized. Gene Ontology annotation, molecular function: molybdate ion transmembrane transporter activity. Gene Ontology annotation, cellular component: membrane. The record is from RefSeq and is a predicted model, not a curated record. Gene Ontology annotation, biological process: molybdate ion transport. NCBI's taxonomy places the organism in Eukaryota, Viridiplantae, Streptophyta, Magnoliopsida, Malvales, Malvaceae.